AUGGCGCCUGACACCACCUCUAUUCCCGGGUACACGAUUUUUCGCGAAGACGACUAUGACUCCAGCUCUGCUGCUAGUCAGAUUAGCCGUCGCACACCUCACCCACUAGACCAACUCUCCAUCGAAGAGAUCCCCCUCGCAGCAAAGCUGAUUCGAGAGUACAUUUCGCCCAAACCUGUCAAGUUCAACUGCAUCACGCUCCGAGAGCCCAAGAAAGGUGAAUACGCUGCUUUUCGAAAUGGACUUGGUCCACGACCAGACCGUCGCGCUUUUGCCAUCGUCCUCGAGGCUGGAACUUGCAACUGCGCUGAGGCUGUCGUGAACUUGACCAAAUCUGAGGUCGAGGAAUGGAAGGAAGUGAACGAAGUCAUGCCAACUUUGACCUUGGAAGAUCUCGACAUCAUGGAACGCAUAUCCCGCCAGGACCCUCGUGUAAUUGAGGCUUGCAAGGGCCUUGGAAUCACCGAUAUGUCAAAGGUCUUCAUUGACGGCUGGGCUAUCGGUGUUGACGAGCGCUGGGGCUUCGAUCGUCGUCUCCAGCAGGGUCUUGCCUACUACCGAAAUUCGCCCUUCGACAAUCAAUACGCUCAUCCGCUCGAUUUCUCUAUCAUCGCUGAUACCGAGACCGAGGAGAUUUUAAGCGUUGACAUUCGCACUGUUAAUGGUGAACGAACUCAAGUGCCUCUUGAGGGUUCCAAUUACUUGCCAGAAUUCAUCAGCGACGGCUACAAACAUGACCGACUUAAACCUAUCAAUAUCACACAGCCCCAUGGCGUUUCUUUCCGCAUGCGUGGGAAUGAGCUUUCGUGGGCCGGAUACAAAAUGCACAUUGGGUUCAACUACCGCGAGGGUAUUGUCAUCUCAGAUGUUCGAAUUGACGACCCUUAUCAGGAGCGCGAACGAACUCUUUUCAACAGAAUCAGUGUCGUCGAAAUGGUCGUUCCAUAUGGAAGCCCUGAAACGCCCCACCACAAAAAGCAUGCGUUUGAUACCGGCGAAUACGGAGCUGGUCUUAUGACCAACUCACUGAAGCUCGGUUGUGAUUGCAAGGGUGCAAUCCACUAUCUCGACGCCAUUGUUGCAACUGGAAAAGGUGAAGCAGCUAUGGUCAAGAACGCGAUCUGUAUUCACGAAGAGGACAACGGUCUGCUAUUCAAACAUACUGACUAUCGUGAUGGAACCGUUGUUUCGGCCCGCGACCGCAAGCUCAUCAUCUCCCAAAUCAUCACUGCCGCUAAUUACGAAUAUGGGUUUUACCACACAUUCACUCUUGACGGCACAUACAAACUCGAAGUCAAGCUCACCGGCCAACUGAACACAUACCCAAUGCACCCAUCAGAACAAGCUGCUCCGUGGGGCACUGAGGUGCAGCGAGGCAUCAAUGCGCAAAACCAUCAGCACAUCUUCUCUCUUCGUAUCGACCCGGAAAUCGAUGGCACAAAUAACACUGUCAUCCAAUCCGAUGCACAUGCUUCCGAAGAGCCGGUCGGCUCUCCGAACAACCUCUACGGAAACGCAUUUUACUCAAAGAAGACACCACUGCGGACAGCACUGGAAGGCGCUGUCGACUACUGCCACGAAACCAGCCGAUCAUGGGAUAUUGUGAACCCAAACAUCAUUAAUGAAGUUUGUCACAAACCAGUUGCCUACAAGAUUCUCAACAACAACUCGCCCGGCCUCCUUCCUAAGCCAGGCAGUGUGGUUUGGAAACGCGCAGGAUUCGCCCGCAAAUCUUUAUGGGUUGUCCCGUACAAUGAUUACGAGCUCUACCCUGCUGGAGACUACGUCUGCCAAUCCGAUGGUCGCGAUGACCACCCACACAACCAGACCAUUGUGGACUGGGCCGCUCGCAACGAGUCGAUCGAGAACACAGACAUUGUGUGUUACAUGCAAUUCGGCCUCUCACACUUUCCAAGAACAGAGGACUACCCGAUCAUGCCUGCCGAACCCGUCAGUAUCAUGCUGCGUGCGUCGAAUUUCUUCGAAAAGAAUCCUGCUCUCUGGGUACCGCCGUCGGCCAUCUGCGUUGACACAGUCUCGCAAGACGCGUUCCCUUCCUCUCAUUGCUGUGCAGCGCCUGGUGAAUUAGCCCCGCGUGACCAGUCUAGAUUGUAA
Talaromyces proteolyticus is the source of this 2115-nucleotide messenger RNA. Its product is annotated as peroxisomal copper amine oxidase. Gene Ontology annotation, biological process: amine metabolic process. The transcript has 2 exons. Gene Ontology annotation, molecular function: primary methylamine oxidase activity; quinone binding; copper ion binding. Lineage: Eukaryota; Fungi; Ascomycota; Eurotiomycetes; Eurotiales; Trichocomaceae. The record is from RefSeq and is a predicted model, not a curated record. Bases 1 to 2115 code for a protein of 704 amino acids.